ACAAAUAGAAACUGAAAGCUCUGCAAGCCUCUCUAAGCCAUGCAAACUGCAGGACACUUAUCUCUCUUUUUUCCUUUUCUGACCAAGAUUUUGCUCUUCUCAAAGUAAGGGGAGGCAGAAAAUGGAUAGGUUACGUGAAAUACUGGAUUUCUGCAUCCGCCACCAGACCAUUCUGGGCUACAGUGCUGUGUCCCUGCUGACGGCAGCCACCGAGCACAUCUUUUCAUCUGUGGUGUUCAAGUGUCCCUGCAACUCUGGGAACAUGGUGUAUGGCUCUUUCUUCCUCUUUGUGCCUGCCUUCAUCCUCUUGCUGCUCGGUUACAUGGUGAACACCAGGAUAUGGCACCAGUUGACAGGCGGCUGCUCUCAGGAGAAGGAAAGCAGCACCUCGGAGUCCUGUGCCCAUUUCUGCCAGGUGCUGGUGCCAGUGACAGCCAGAGCCUUGGUGGCCCCUCUCGCGUGGAUAGCGGUCGCCCUGCUCGGAGCCAACUCCUACGAGUGUGCAGCCAGUGGGAGCAGCCUGACACAGCGUCUCUUCUGUAAAGAUAAAGGCCCUGACUGCCAAGAGAAGCUGUUCAAAAUACCCUGUGAUGCAGAAUUAUCAGCACAGAUAUCAGGUGAUGAGCUCAGCCUUCAGGCACAGUCCCAACUGAUAGGAUGGUUCCUGAUAGCCAGCAUCAUGACUGUGGCACUGAUCUCAAAAUGUGUCAGGCGCUGUUGCUCCUCGGUCAGCUAUCUUCAGCACGAGUUCCAGAAAAUUUACUCAAAAGAAGAACGGGAAGUCUUUGAGAUCAAAGCCAAAGAGCAUGCAACGAAGCUGGCAGAAAGAAAUACAAAUUGCUUUUUUACAACCACUGACCCAGCACCAUUUCCAACUCCCAGCAAGGAAGAAUGGCGGAAGAUUUCAUUGCUGUGUACAUUUGAUUCACAAGAGGUGUAUUACGACAUGAUACACAAGUACACGAGCAAAAAGGGGGGCCAGAGUGCCGAAUCCAUGGAGGAAGAUUAGGAUCGCACUGUUUUACCCCUUGUGGAUGAAGCCCAGGCAGGUGAUUCAGGGUUGUAAUGAAACAAAUCUUUUGCAAUGCUGGCAGUCUUUUAACCUUGCUGAUAUAAGAAGAGGCUUAUUCUCUGCUCUUGCUGAAAUCUAUGCAAAUUGAAGGUGAAAGCUGAUAGCUGUAACCCUCAGUAGAUUUGCUUUUAAAUGUAUUUUAAUGUUUUUGCUUAAGUACAUUUAAAUGGGAGUUUUCUUAUGUUGUUGUCCAUUAAGAGGUGUCACGUAUAAAAUAAUCAGCAUCCACAAAGAUGUCAGCACGUACUGUGUCAAAUUAUUACCAAACACCUUAAAAGUGCCUGGCAGAUGGAGUGACAAUACCAAACCUUAUCAAAGAGACAAAAAGGAAUGGAAGACUUGAACAGAAAUUUAGCUUAGUUUAUUAGCUUUCUCUUUACAAUGAAGCUUUCAGUGAAGCCUAGGGCAAGCUGUAGAUCAAAGUAUUUAGCUUUUCUUGAGGGGUUAGGCUUAUGCAUAAUAUGGCAGUGUAGGUGAAGCUUAUAUAU
Corvus hawaiiensis (hawaiian crow) is the source of this 1560-nucleotide messenger RNA. RefSeq names its product calcium homeostasis modulator protein 6-like. NCBI's taxonomy places the organism in Eukaryota, Metazoa, Chordata, Aves, Passeriformes, Corvidae. The record is from RefSeq and is a predicted model, not a curated record. Gene Ontology annotation, molecular function: monoatomic cation channel activity.